AUGAUUGGCUGUGAGAUGAUUGGCUGUGAGAUGAUUGGCUGUGAGAUGAUUGGCUGUGAGCUGAUUGGCUGUGAGAUGAUUGGCUGUGAGCUGAUUGGCUGUGAGAUGAUUGGCUGUGAGCUGAUUGGCUGUGAGGUGAUUGGCUGUGAGAUGAUUGGCUGUGAGGUGAUUGGCUGUGAGAUGAUUGGCUGUGAGGUGAUUGGCUGUGAGGUGAUUGGCUGUGAGCUGAUUGGCUGUGAGGUGAUUGGCUGUGAGCUGAUUGGCUGUGAGGUGAUUGGCUGUGAGCUGAUUGGCUGUGAGGUGAUUGGCUGUGAGCUGAUUGGCUGUGAGAUGAUUGGCUGUGAGAUGAUUUGCUGUGAGGUGAUUGGCUGUGAGAUGAUUGGCUGUGAGCUGAUUGGCUGUGAGAUGAUUGGCUGUGAGGUGAUUGGCUGUGAGCUGAUUGGCUGUGAGAUGAUUGGCUGUGAGAUGAUUGGCUGUGAGCUGAUUGGCUGUGAGAUGAUUGGCUGUGAGAUGAUUGGCUGUGAGGUGAUUGGCUGUGAGAUGAUUGGCUGUGAGGUGAUUGGCUGUGAGAUGAUUGGCUGUGAGGUGAUUGGCUGUGAGAUGAUUGGCUGUGAGGUGAUUGGCUGUGAGGUGAUUGGCUGUGAGAUGAUUGGCUGUGAGCUGAUUGGCUGUGAGAUGAUUGGCUGUGAGAUGAUUGGCUGUGAGGUGAUUGGCUGUGAGAUGAUUGGCUGUGAGGUGAUUGGCUGUGAGAUGAUUGGCUGUGAGAUGAUUGGCUGUGAGCUGAUUGGCUGUGAGGUGAUUGGCUGUGAGAUGAUUGGCUGUGAGCUGAUUGGCUGUGAGAUGAUUGGCUGUGAGAUGAUUGGCUGUGAGGUGAUUGGCUGUGAGGUGAUUGGCUGUGAGAUGAUUGGCUGA
Molecule: messenger RNA, 912 nt
Organism: Knipowitschia caucasica
Lineage: Eukaryota; Metazoa; Chordata; Actinopteri; Gobiiformes; Gobiidae
Source: the annotation of a GenBank genome assembly